Molecule: messenger RNA, 2265 nt
Organism: Trichogramma pretiosum
Lineage: Eukaryota; Metazoa; Arthropoda; Insecta; Hymenoptera; Trichogrammatidae
Gene: MED17
Product: mediator of RNA polymerase II transcription subunit 17
Exons: 7
Coding region: 103-2019 (638 amino acids)
Biological process (GO): regulation of transcription by RNA polymerase II
Cellular component (GO): core mediator complex; mediator complex
Molecular function (GO): transcription coregulator activity
Source: RefSeq, a predicted model, not a curated record
AAUUUUUGAGCAAGUGUCGAGCCGGCUGCGAGCCGAACGCUUAUACAUACUGUGUACAGCUAUACAUGGUGUCGGUGUGAUAACAACAGUAUUAUUGUCAGCAUGGCAUACUCCGUUAAUAUUUCGGUGGAAGCACCGAUUGAAAAUGAAAUUCAAGAAAUUACUUUUGAUGGACAAGAAAUUUACAAAACACCACCUACUCUAUCUGAACAUUUGACGAAAAUAGCUCAAAAAAUUGAUUUCGGUAAAACCAAUGAUGAAGAAAAUGCAAAAGAUCCAACAGAAAAUUGUGAGAAAGUGGAUGAAGAUAACAAAGAUCCUGCUAAUUUUCAAUCACCUAAUUGGCCUUGGGAAUCUCUGAGAAACAAAUUACGGGAAGCUUAUACAGAAUUAUGUGUACUGGCAGAUGUACUUGCCAUUGCAAAAGAUAAACGUUAUUUGGUUCUAGAUCCCAUGCCAAGAGAUUCAACCGAAACAAGCAAACCAUUGGUUCAAAUCAAUGCUAAGAAAAAAGCAUUAGGUUUAGUUGCCAGCAUAUUAACUACUGGUACUGAACGUAUGAAAGUUAAUUUGAAUGAACAAGCAAGAACAAGAUCACCAGAUUUUCAUAUAGAAUUAUUGAGACUAAGACAAAAUUGGAGACUGAAGAAAGUUGGUAAUGCUAUAAUAGGUGAUUUGAGUUAUCGAACUGCUGGCUCUAAAUUCAGUCAAAGUGGAAUGUUUGAGAUAACCAAAGCAGAAGAUGACGAGAAACCUGUAACGUCGCCAUCAGAGUCUCCUAAUCCCAACGCUGUUGUGCCAAGUAAUAAGAAUGUAUCUGCUUUACGUGUAACCAUUCCUCCUGAACUAGAAGGCAUAGCUUAUAUUGAAGUCCUAUGUAAAAAAGAUCAAGAAGCUCUUUCUAGCGCCAACAUAACAUGGUUGAACAGUGGGUCAGGAAACACUAUUGAUCCAGAUACUCAUUGGCAACAGAAGUUGGAAGCUGCACAGAAUGUUCUAUUUUGUAAAGAACUUUUUAGUCAAUUGGCCAGAGAAGCAGUGCAGUCAACUUCACCAAUACCACAUAUGGUUGUUGGUAACAGAAUUAUGGCUACAAUUCUGCCUGGCAUACAAUUAAUUAUAAUUCUAAGACACAGUACAGGUGGUGAAAAAAAACCAGUUCCACAAAAUACAGAUCAUGAUCAUGUUCUUGAACAUUCAUUACAUCAGCUCUUGCGAGAAGUUCAUUAUAAAAAUACACAUCAUACAUUUCCACAUCCAUCAUCUGCUCCUCUGGGUCCCAGCAAACGAAGAUGUUUGGCAGGUCCUACUGCAGCUGAUAGGCAUGAAUUAGUGGAAAUGACAAAAUCGCAAACCCUCUUAGAACAAAUUAUUCAACAAGCUCAACAUGCUUUCAUGAGACUGAGAAUUGGUUAUGUAUUAGACACAUUGGCCAAAGAAGUUAAGGACCCACUGAUUGUUUCACAUUGGACAUGUUACAACUCACCUACACAAUCAAGUGUUAAAAUAAAUCUUGUCACGCAUGGUUACGAUCAGUUAUCUAAAACUUCUAUGAUUUUACAUAUAUAUGAAAAAUCAUUAAAAUGUAUAUGUAAAGAUGGUCGAGUGAUGAAUUUGAGCUACGAGCCACAGGAAUUGAGAGAUCUUAUAAUGUACCAGAUUUAUCAACAUCAAAUAAGUACGGUCCAAGGUUUAGCAAAAUGUAUGGGUUGGCAAGUUUUAGGAAACAGUAAUGGAUUAGGCCUUGGUCCUGUUGAACUUUUAGGAAAUGCCAGUAGUUGUAUACUAGCAUCUCCUAAUGGGGACAGAAUAAUAUCUAUGAGAUGCGAGCCACAAUUUGGUAUUGCAGUUUCUAUAGCACACUCACCAAGGAAAGAUUUUUUCCCUGGGCAGUUAGUAAAAGAAAGAAAAUGGGAAAAUCUUGGUGGUUCAUUCAAAGAAGUAAGAUGGGAUAAAAUGGAAGGUAAAAAUUUCAUCAACAAAGUAGAAAUGCUGAUGGCAUCUCUUACAAGCUCUUAAAGACUACUUUUAAAGAGUUAUAGAAUUGAAGAGUACAUUUUAAGAACUAUAUGUUUUUUGUCAUUUUUUGAAAAAUUAAUUUUGUAUUUUGCCAAUGGCAUUAUACAUAAAAUCUAAGAUCUUAUGUGUAGUAUCUUAAAUAAGGAGAAGUGUGAAUGUCGCAUAUUUUUAUAUUUAUCUAUGAAAGAAAAUUGUGUAAAAUUUAGCAAAGAAAGUUAUUAUAUAGCUUAUUUUAAUUUAAAAUGA